UGAAAUUUAAUUCUUAACACUUGAUUUUCAUUUCUCUGUCUUCUUAAGUUUGGUGUCUUUUGUACUAUAGACAAGAAGGCAUUGGAAAAUUUGGGAAUAAUUUAUUACAGUUUUAAGGAUUAUUAAACUUUAACAUUACCACCAAAUUCAAUAACUUGACCAGCAGCUAGUUGGGUUAAUGGGAUUUGUUGCAGAAGUCACCUAAUUAACAAACCAAACCAUUUGUCCGUCGCUAUAAAAUGACUAUCUCUUGCAUAUCCAAUCAAAACAUUGUUUACUAUCCUUUUUCGCAAUAUCAUUUUCGUAUUCUCAACAGUUUCAAGGGAAAUCUCAAAGGCACGAUGAUGGUUUCCAGUCUUCCACCUUAUUCAUCAGCAUUUUUCAGAGCUGUUUUGCUUGCAUUGUCUGUUCUGUGGUUAUUACCAGAGAUGGCAUUUGCAAAGCAUGCAGCUAUUACCAGGCACUACAAGUUUGAUAUCAAGAUGCAAAAUGUGACAAGAUUGUGCCAAACAAAGAACAUUGUGACAAUCAAUGGCCAGUUUCCAGGGCCUCGGAUCAUAGCAAGGGAAGGUGAUCGUCUUGUUGUCAAAGUGGUUAAUCAUGUUCAAUACAAUGUCUCUCUUCAUUGGCAUGGAGUAAGGCAACUAAGGAGCGGUUGGGCGGAUGGACCUGCGUAUGUCACACAGUGCCCCAUUCAAACAGGACAGUCCUACGUAUACAACUUCACCGUCACAGGCCAAAGGGGAACAUUGUUUUGGCAUGCUCACAUUUCUUGGCUCAGAGUAACUGUUUAUGGCCCCAUUGUCAUCCUCCCCAAGCGACAUGCCUCUUACCCAUUUCCCCAGCCCUUCAGAGAAGUUCCCAUAAUUUUUGGAGAAUGGUGGAAAGCAGACACGGAGACAAUUAUCAGCCAGGCCCUGCAAACUGGAGGUGCACCAAAUAUCUCUGAUGCCUAUACCAUUAAUGGCCUGCCAGGUCCCUCGUACAACUGCUCAGCAAAAGAUAUAUUCAAGCUCAAGGUGAAGCCUGGUAAAACCUAUCUCCUCCGUCUGAUCAAUGCUGCACUCAACGACGAGCUCUUUUUCAGCAUUGCAAACCACACCCUGACCGUGGUGGAAGCCGAUGCAAUCUAUGUCAAACCCUUCAAAACACAAAUUGCACUCAUCAGCCCAGGUCAAACCACUAAUGUUCUUCUCAGGGCCAAAUCUAAGGUUCCCAGCACCACCUUUGCUAUGUCAGCUAGGCCGUACGCCACUGGCCCUGCCGCCUUUGACAACACCACAACAACCGGAAUUCUAGAAUAUGAGAAAUCUUCUUCAGCCUCAAACUCUACGAUUAAGAAACUCCCUCUUCUAAAAGCAGCACUUCCAAAGUUUAAUGACUCAACUUUUGCCAUGAAAUUCAACAAGAAAAUCCGUAGCUUGGCCAGUGCCAAAUUCCCAGCAAAUGUCCCUAAAAAGGUUGAUAGACGCUUCUUUUUCACAGUUGGGCUCGGGACACUUCCAUGCCCACAAAACCAAGCGUGCCAAGGUCCCAACAAUACCAAACUAGCAGCUUCAGUUAACAAUGUGUCGUUUGUUCAACCAAACAUUGCACUUCUUCAAGCUCACUUCUUUAACAAAGCAAAGGGCGUGUUCACCAGUGAUUUCCCUGCCAACCCUCUAAUCAAGUUUAACUACACAGGCACACCACCAAGAAACAUUAUGGUAAAAAAUGACACCAAAGUUGUGGUUCUACCCUUUAACACUAGCGUGGAGUUGGUGAUGCAGGACACUAGCAUAAUCGGAGCAGAAAGCCACCCUCUGCACCUUCAUGGGUUUAAUUUCUUUAUGGUAGGUCAGGGCAUUGGCAACUUCAACCCCAACAACGACCCUGCAAAGUUUAACCUUGUUGACCCUGCAGAGAGAAACACAGUGGGGGUACCCUCUGGUGGAUGGGUCGCCAUUCGAUUCCUUGCAGAUAACCCAGGAGUUUGGUUUAUGCAUUGCCAUUUGGAAGUGCACACCAGCUGGGGCUUGAAAAUGGCUUGGGUUGUGAACGACGGAAAGGGUCGCAAACAGAAGCUCCCACCACCACCUUCUGAUCUCCCUAAAUGCUAAAUUUUCACUAUCCACAUUUUUUUUUUCACUUCAAUUUGUCUGAUCUUUUAUUCUUUCUG
Molecule: messenger RNA, 2158 nt
Organism: Durio zibethinus
Lineage: Eukaryota; Viridiplantae; Streptophyta; Magnoliopsida; Malvales; Malvaceae
Product: laccase-17-like
Biological process (GO): lignin catabolic process
Cellular component (GO): apoplast
Molecular function (GO): copper ion binding; hydroquinone:oxygen oxidoreductase activity
Source: RefSeq, a predicted model, not a curated record